Messenger RNA from Molossus molossus (Pallas's mastiff bat), 1399 nucleotides. RefSeq names its product UDP-galactose-4-epimerase (gene GALE). The record is from RefSeq and is a predicted model, not a curated record. NCBI's taxonomy places the organism in Eukaryota, Metazoa, Chordata, Mammalia, Chiroptera, Molossidae. Gene Ontology annotation, biological process: beta-D-galactose catabolic process via UDP-galactose, Leloir pathway. The transcript is spliced from 11 exons. Gene Ontology annotation, cellular component: cytosol. Bases 40 to 1086 code for a protein of 348 amino acids. Gene Ontology annotation, molecular function: UDP-glucose 4-epimerase activity.
CUGGUGGCGAGGCGGGGCGUGCGAUCCCAAGCAGGUGCAAUGGCAGAGAAGGUGUUGGUGACUGGCGGGGCUGGCUACAUUGGCAGCCACACAGUGCUGGAGCUGCUGGAGGCGGGCUAUUCACCUGUGGUCAUCGACAACUUCCAUAAUGCCAUCCGUGGAGGGGGCUCCAUGCCCGAGAGCCUGCGGCGGGUUCAGGAACUGACAGGCCGCUCUUUGGAGUUUGAGGAGAUGGACAUCUUGGAUCAGGCGGCCCUGGAGCGUCUCUUCAAGAAGCACAGCUUUACGGCUGUCAUCCACUUUGCGGGGCUCAAGGCCGUGGGCGAGUCAGUCCAGAAACCUCUGGAUUAUUACAGAGUUAACCUGACAGGAACUAUCCAACUCCUGGAGAUCAUGAGAGCCCACGGGGUGAAGAACCUGGUAUUCAGCAGCUCAGCUACUGUGUAUGGGAACCCCCAGUACCUGCCCCUGGACGAAGCCCACCCCACAGGUGGCUGUACCAACCCCUAUGGCAAGUCCAAGUUCUUCAUCGAGGAAAUGAUCCGGGACCUGUGCCAGGCAGACAAGACCUGGAAUGCAGUGCUGCUGCGGUAUUUCAACCCCACGGGCGCCCAUGCCUCGGGCUGCAUUGGUGAAGAUCCCCAGGGCAUCCCCAACAACCUCAUGCCCUAUGUCUCCCAGGUGGCGAUUGGGCGAAGGGAGGCACUGAAUGUCUUUGGCAAUGACUAUGACACAGAGGAUGGCACAGGCGUCCGGGAUUAUAUCCAUGUGGUGGAUCUGGCCAAGGGCCACAUCGCUGCCCUGAGGAAACUGAAGGAUCAGUGUGGCUGCCGGAUCUACAACCUGGGAACAGGCACAGGCUAUUCGGUGCUGCAGAUGGUCCAGGCCAUGGAGAAGGCCUCCGGGAGGAAGAUCCCAUACAAGGUGGUGGCACGGCGGGAAGGUGAUGUGGCUGCCUGUUAUGCCAACCCGAGCCUGGCCCUCCAGGAGCUGGGCUGGACAGCAGCCUUAGGGCUGGACAGGAUGUGUGAAGAUCUGUGGCGCUGGCAGAAGCAGAAUCCUUCAGGCUUUGGCACACAGGCCUGAGACCCUCCUACCGUGGACCAGAAAAGGAAGUGAGAAACAACUCCUCUCCAGCACCUGGGAGGAAUCCAGGGGCCUCAGCCUGCCCUACCUCAAGACCAGCCAGGCUCACUCAGCCCACAGGCAUGAGGCCUAGGGCUCCACUGAUCAGGAGUUGGGGUCUCUAACUCUCCUCUUCCACAGGAUCUGAGAACCCAUCAGGAUCAAUGUGAGCAAGCAGGGGAGGCAGGGCCCUGAGACAAAACACCCCGCUCCCAGGCACUAAUUUAUACUGCUAUGAAGGCACUCUCUGAAGUAUUUAAAAUAAAAAGGUUUC